AUGACAACAAAUAAAAGUAAUGGUAAUUUAGUUAAACUUUGUAUAAUGGGUGAUGGUGGUGUUGGUAAAACAUCAGUAACAAUUCAAUUUAUUUCAAAUCAUUUUGUACAUUAUUAUGAUCCAACAAUUGAAGAUUCAUAUCGUAAACAAUGUUUAAUAGAUGAUCAAGUUUAUAUGUUAGAUAUAUUAGAUACAGCAGGUCAAGAUGAAUUAACCGCUAUGAGAGACCAAUGGAUUAGAUCUUGUGAAGGUUUCAUAUUGGUUUACUCAGUAACAUCAAGAUCAUCAUUUGACCAAGUUCAAUUCUUUAGAGAACAAAUUAUCCGUGUAUUAGAUAGAGAUGAUGUACCAAUUAUGAUGAUUGGUAAUAAAUCAGAUUUAGAUGAUGAAAGACAAGUUACAUUUCAAGAAGGUAAAGAUUUAGCACGUUGUUUAGGUAUGUCAUUCAUGGAAGUCUCUGCUAAAACCAGACUUAAUGUUGAAGAAGUUUUCAAUGAAACAGUUCGUUGUGUAAAAAGAAGAGAAGAAUCAUUAUUAAAAAAAGAUAAUUCAAAAGAUGGUAAAGGUGAUCACUCUAAAAAAUCUUCAAUCUUUAAAAAAUUAAAUCAAAAAGUAAAUGGUGCCAAAAUAUCAAUUUGUAAAAUGAUGUAA
Messenger RNA from Dictyostelium discoideum AX4, 651 nucleotides. RefSeq names its product Ras GTPase (gene rasY). The record is from RefSeq and is a predicted model, not a curated record. Gene Ontology annotation, molecular function: GTPase activity; GTP binding; G protein activity. Gene Ontology annotation, cellular component: plasma membrane; membrane. NCBI's taxonomy places the organism in Eukaryota, Evosea, Eumycetozoa, Dictyosteliales, Dictyosteliaceae. The transcript has 2 exons. The coding region runs from base 1 to 651 and encodes 216 amino acids. Gene Ontology annotation, biological process: signal transduction.